Messenger RNA from Rasamsonia emersonii CBS 393.64, 603 nucleotides. RefSeq lists its product as uncharacterized. Lineage: Eukaryota; Fungi; Ascomycota; Eurotiomycetes; Eurotiales; Trichocomaceae. The transcript has 3 exons. The record is from RefSeq and is a predicted model, not a curated record. Bases 1 to 603 code for a protein of 200 amino acids.
AUGCACACCGCUGCCCUGGGGAUUCGUUCCAGAUCCAGCACUGGUUACUUGGGAGCUGCUGUAAUACCGUACCGAAAGUUGAAACGCGGUACGAACACCGCGUAUGUAAUGUUACACAUCUGGUACCCACCUUGCACACGCCAAAUUCCUGAUCCUACCUACCUGGAGCUAUCGCACGGCGUCCACUAUGCUCGUCCUGGACGGAUCGGCGGCGCGGCAGACCUCAUCGCAGGCACGCGAAGUACACAGUUGGAGUAUGACGUUGGAGGGCAAAGCUCAGCUGCAGAGAAUAGAGUUCCCCGGCUAAUUGCCCGGCAGCAAAUGACGGUCGCGCCAGCCUGGGUGAUUCCGGAUCCCGCCAGUCACCGCCCUGCGCACUAUCGCCGCCCCAACGACGCCUUAUCUCGAUUAGAUACCUCAUCCGAUUCCGUAAUGCUCUGCUCGGCAUUGUGCUCUGCUCUCACCGACUCAUCUGCUGCCGACGUGAUUCGGAAUACACUGCGGCACCCCUUCCCGACAACCGCACAUCCACGAGAGUUGUACGGAGUACUCGAUCUCACAACACCAGGAUGGUCGUGUGCCCAGAUGAAACGUGGCCUGUGA